UCUACCUUGAUUUUUGCAAUAAUGCAUCAUUCACCCUCGUCCUCCGCGAUUCGAUGAAACCUAACCAAACCGUGUCGCGACUAUCGGAAAUGAAAACACAAUAUUCAUCUCAAAAUUUAUCACUCAAAUCAAAAAUAAUGUGACCUUUAUGAGAUGCAACAAGAAUUUCGGAUAAUUAUCAUCAUCUCACCAUUUUUCCCAUCGUCUGAUUUCAUGGAUAACAUAGACGCACCUUUCGCAUUAUGAAUCAAGGAGUUCCCCAAUGUCAUGGAACGCAGAGAAGAUCUUGCGCUCCUGGAGCUAAUUGGAACGUCCAGUGGGUAAUUAUAUAAAUUAAGCAGGUGGUGAGAAGCAAAAAGACUACUCGUUGCUUGUGGCACGCCUGUAAAGCUCUCGGCAUAGGUCUUCUUCUAAUGCUUUUAGGAGCUUGCAUGGCUACAAUAGGAUAUUUUGCCGAUCAGCUCUCUGAAGCUCAAGAAAUCAGAGGCAAUCGCACCAUAAAGGUGAAAAACGAAUCACGUGGAUUUCAUCUGAAUAAUUUAAGUUACGCUGGUCCGAUUGUAAUGGGAGUCGGAGGAUUCAUCGUCGUCGCCGCUUGUGUAAUGACAUUUGAAGCGCGAGACAGUGCAGCAAAAGUUGGACCAGCUCGAUCGCGAUUAAAUCAAACAGCUUCGAUAAAACACACGAAAAGUCAAAGAAAUCGCAAAUCAGUUCCCUGCCAAGCAUCAAAAUGGGACCAACAACCGGGUCUAUUUCGAACUCCCAGUCCCAAUUCGCAAGACGUUACGAAAAAACAAUUCACAUCGGGUGUCAUUGACUUUUCUAAAGAAUCCAACGAAAAUGACAAUUCACAUCCAACAAUAAAGAAAAGUCCAAGUGCACCGACCCUUGUAGAAAAGAAACCACCUCGACAAAGAGCGCCAAAAUUUUCUGGUUGCGCUCUUCUUAAUCCAGAAUUAUUACAAAGAUACGCUGCCUCAGUGGAUAAUCCUACCUAUAAUUCUCAGACAAUCAAAGAGAAUUUAGAGCAACAGCAAAAGAAUGGUAGUCAAGUGUCAAUGGCAAUGGAUUUGCAUUUUCCGAAUAAAGGUCCAGUUACACUAAAGGUGAAGGACCGUAGGCGGCAAUUGGAACGUCAGACAAAGAUCGAAGACCUCGAAGAGGUCAACGAAGCUAGAAAAACGGAAGGAAUUCAUUCACCACAAUUACCUAGUGUUUACAGUAGAUUUCCUGAAGAUUUUGUGCCUAGAAAACGAAACUCGAUAGACUUGAGAACAUUGGAAGAAUUAAAUUUAAAGGAUUCCCUAAAGACUUCACCACGUGAUUUUCGUAAAGUUUCGUCGCCAAAUUUUCGUAAAAUGUCUUUCGAUAGAUUAGGAAGUGAUCGUCGAUCCGAAAGAUCUUUGGGCUCCCGAAAGGCUAGUUUAGAUUUUAAAAGAAGUCCAGAUUUUCGAAAACAUGAUUAUAGAAAGUACUCGAUCGAGAGAUUCACAGCAGAUUGCGCGAAAUAUCUGCAGGAGGAAGCAGGAAAUGCAUCAAUAACAGCGAGUGGAGAAAAUUUACGAAAACAAAAAAUGAUGAAACUACAUCAUUCAAGAUCGGACGAUAGAAGAAGAUCCUUCGACAAAUUUCGCGGCGAAUCACAAUGCAGUAGAUAUUCCCUAAAUGCACCGGAAAACGAAUUAAAAUACUUUGCAUCAUCCCUAGACACUGAAGCAUCAGACGACAGUCGAGUUAUUGAUUUCGAUGAUCAGGAAUUAACAAAUUUAUCACCCGAUGCGAUACCAAGUGCACUUGUGGAGGAACCUGAACUUGAAAAUCUCACCGAAACAACAGAGGAAAGUCAAAGAUUUUCAAUAAAAAUACGAAACACUAACAAUACUCCCAAAGUAAAAAAUGAAAAUAUCCGAAAUCUCGAAGAAGCGGCUAAUGAAAUUGAAAUUUACGCCGAUGAUAAUGAAAGUGAAACAAGUGUUCGUGAUGACGAUUCAUAUAAAGGAUAAUUGCAAAUGAUGAAUAAUUGUUUUUCCGUCGUUAAAAAAGAAAAGCUAAUCUCUCCUAAAAAAAAGACGAGGAGAGCCCGAGAUUAGUUUGGAAAUUCAGAGCUUAAGUCCAUAUAAAAUAUAUAAUAACCGAAUAUCUAAUUUAAAAAUAAAUUCUAAAAAAGAACUUAAUUUUUAUUUCUACAGAAAGCAGAAUAUUUUUCAAUUCUGAAUUAUACUCAAAAAAACGACUUGAAUUUUUUGACAAUUAUUUUACACUAACUUGUUUUUAUUUUCUAACCGAAUUCUCAAAUCUAAAAACAACGAGCCUAAUUGUUAAAAAUUCCUUUUUCUACUAUAUUGGAAAGUAUCAACUAAAAAACAAUAUUACGCAAGAAUAUUGACAAUUAAAUGAGUCAAUUCUAAUUUGGUGCUCUAUCAUAUUGUAUCAAUUGUUUCCAAACAUAAAUAUCAUUUUCGUCAAUUAUAAAAAAAAGAGAAAAAAAAAUGUAGCCAAUAAAUUUAUAUCAGCGGAACAAGAUUAGAAUUUCCAUCAUUUAUUGCUCAAUGGAAAAACAAUAAUAAAAAAUGUAGCUCAAUUAAUAAAAUUUUUGAAUUGCGUUUUGUAUCGAGACAAUCUUUCUCGUGGCGUUACCUGACGGCAAUAACAGAUAAGAUUAUUAUAGAAGAUAUCGGACUCUAUAGGUAACCGUAUAAAUAAUGUUUGAAGAGUGGCCUCACAAUUUCUAAAACUAUGUAAGAAACAACACUAUAUUUACUUUUCUUGUUAUCAUUUUUAAAUUAUACUUUUUACUCCAAUUUUUUCCAAGCAUUUUUAAUAGAAAUUUUAAUAGAAAUUAAAAUAAGUCACCUUUCUGUUACAAUAAAUUACAUUUCAUUAAUUAGUCAAUUAACACGAUUCACAAGUUCCAAACGUUUAUAUGAACGGAAUUUUUUUUACUACAAAUAUCAAAAAAAUCCAAGACUUUCUUAUUUUUGAUGAGAAUGUAAAAAUUACCGACUUAAAAAAAUAAGAAUUCAAAAAGCAAAAACAAAAUUAUUAUUUAGAAUCUUUAUAAUUUUUUUAACGCGUUAUUAUUGCAAUAAAAUUUAGAUUCAAAGAACAAAUAAAUUUCCUUCAUUUGAACGUUCAGAAUUUCAGGAAAAUAAUGAACUAAUUUUCAGACUAAUUAAUUAUGUGUUAUUGUUUAAUUUAAUUGUUAAUUCAAAAUAAUUAUGAUUUCUGAACGUUUUUUUUAUCAAAUAGUAAAAAUAGUUUAUGAAUAUUUUUCGCAAAAAAAAAGAAUCACAAAUAAAUGAACAAAAUACGAACUAUAUUUUCUUAAUUUAAGUAGAUAUUUUUUUAUUCAAACUUUUCUUUUCGAAAGUAGUAAUUUACACGUCUCUGACUAUAUAUAUUUUUGUAGUAAAUCUAGUCUUCAGCCUUAUUAUAAAAAAGGUGUCAAUAAAUAAAUUAAAAAAUAAUAAAUAAUAAAUAAUUAAAUAAAAGAGUAAAAAAGAAAUAAAAAAAUAGAAAAUAACGAUAAGAAAAGAAUUAGAGAAAUGUACAAAUUUUUUUUACUUUUGAGCGAACAAAGUUCAAAAUGUUAACAUAUUGUUGAUUUUUACCCGUCGAUUUUAACGGCAAGACUUUAUACAUCCUUAAUCUCUCUAAACCUUGACCUAAUUUGUCAAAAUAAUAAAAUUGUUCAACAAAUAAAAUGGAAAAAAGCCAAACAGAACAAUAAAUUUAUCAACUAAUACCCAAUUUACACAAAUUUCGAAACAAUCAAUUUUUUCAAUUUUUAUAAUUUAAAAUCAAAAAAUUACUUUUCAGAAAAUUUUCAUAAUUUCAGGAAAAAAUUAAAAAUUUUUAGUCAAACCUCCGAAUAUGUUUUUGGCACAACCUUCCAUUUUUAAUAUAUAUAAUUAAACAUAUAUAUCUUAUAUUGAAUAUAAAUAAUAAAAAUAAAAAAAAAUGAAUAGUGCAAUGAACUAUUUAAACACGUCAUGGCAAUACGUAUAUAAUCAAUGUUUGCGGAAGAAAUAAGACAAACAUAAAACAAACUGUGAUUAAUUUGUAAACGACGUACGAUCUAUAUUGAAAAAUGUAAGACGUGAAUUAAAAGACCUAAAAAGUUAAAUCAUUUUCCGAUUCUUCGAUUCUAUAAAUAUAUCUAUAAAAAUAUAUAUACAAUUAAUGUUGUUAUAAAAAUUCACGUUUUGCAAUUUUUUUUACCUGAUCGUAUUUAAAUGUUAUGAAAAAAUAAAAAAAAAACCAAAGUUGCAUUGUCUGUUAUCGUAGUAUUUUUAAACUGUUGGCUAAAAGCAUCGUAAUAAUAAAUAAUAAUAAUAUAAUUAUUCUAAUAACAAUAAUCGAGGAUAGAAAAUUCAAAUGAAAAAAACAAAAAAAUUAUACGCUCUUAACUGGACAAAAUUUUGUCAUAAUCAUGUAAACUCACAUGUAUUUAAUGUAAUCUUUGCAUGCUGAUUGUUGUGACAUAUCAAUAAACA
Molecule: messenger RNA, 4496 nt
Organism: Leptopilina heterotoma
Lineage: Eukaryota; Metazoa; Arthropoda; Insecta; Hymenoptera; Figitidae
Exons: 8
Coding region: 414-2003 (529 amino acids)
Source: RefSeq, a predicted model, not a curated record